Messenger RNA from Durio zibethinus, 1135 nucleotides. Its product is annotated as 26S proteasome regulatory subunit. Lineage: Eukaryota; Viridiplantae; Streptophyta; Magnoliopsida; Malvales; Malvaceae. Gene Ontology annotation, cellular component: cytoplasm; nucleus. Gene Ontology annotation, biological process: proteasome regulatory particle assembly. The record is from RefSeq and is a predicted model, not a curated record. Gene Ontology annotation, molecular function: protein binding.
AGCAAACCCCCGCACGGCCACGCCUCAGUUUCUUUUCCGCCAAGCUAAAAAAAAACCUAUAAAAGCGGCCUUCAGUCGCAUAGAGGAAGAAGAAGGAGAUUAGAGAGAAAGGAAAAUGGUAGGGGCAAAUUUGAAAUCGGAGACAAUGAAGCUGAUGGAGAAGAGAAGCGGAAUGGAGGCUGAGAUGAACGCUAUCAUUGAGCAGCUCUGUCAGCCAGGGGGUCCUGGUCUCUCUGGCAACCUCGUUGAUUCCGAAGGGUUUCCACGAGCUGAUAUUGACAUCCCAGUUGUCCGAGCACAACGACAUCGUCUCGCUGAAUUGAAAAACGACCACAAGGAAAUUACAGAGAAAAUAAACGUAAAUAUUCAAGUUUUGCAUUCGUCAAGACUCACUUCAGCCCCGAAGGUCUCAGGUGUUGAAACGAAUCAAAAUGCAUCAGUUGUUGGUGCUGGUGCGUCUGCAUCCUUGCAAAACCUUGUUUUGAGAGAUUGUCCGAGUGCCAAUGAGGUGGAUAUGAUUUCUAGUGUACCCUUUGCAAUGGUUGAUGAAAUAGCUGAUUCGAGCCCUGCAGCGGAGGAUGGUUUACAACUUGGAGACCAGAUUGUGAAAUUUGGUAAUGUGAAAGCCGGCGAUAAUUUGCUACAAAGGCUUGCUUCUGAAGCUCAGGUUAAUGAGGGUCACCCAAUACCUGUCAUAAUUAUGAGACAAGGUGCACUAGUUAAUCUAAUGGUGACUCCUAGAGCAUGGCAAGGCAGGGGUCUGCUUGGAUGCCAUUUUCGUAUCAUAUAAUCUUGGCUCAUUAAUGGGGCAGAAUAUGGCAAUUUGGUUGCUUUUAUUCAUCCGUUGCAAGACAAUGCUCAGAUAGGCAUGUUGAGAUGACUUAUCUUUUUUUCCCCUUUUGGACACUUGGAGAACAUGUACCAAAUAUUUUGUUUUUGAGUGAUCAUGUGUUUUUAUUGCACCCUUAAGAUGUUCCCUUUACUCUUUCAUUACAGCUUUUAGAUAGUUUUUAUUGCAGCUAUUAUUGUGUCACUUAGCCUUUAAUAGAAAAUCAAUCUAUGCCAUUAUGAAGAUGAAUAAAAUUAAUUUCUGGUAGGUGUUGAAACCACUACCAAACCAAAAAUCUAAAUGGCU